Messenger RNA from Nylanderia fulva, 1289 nucleotides. Lineage: Eukaryota; Metazoa; Arthropoda; Insecta; Hymenoptera; Formicidae. The record is from RefSeq and is a predicted model, not a curated record.
CCUUCAAAUUUGACCCAAGGUCAAGCUCAAGGUCACCAUCAGAUGACCCCCUACAACUUUGUCUGUAAAACAUUUUUCUCGACGACCCGCAAAGUUACGAAAGGUGAUGGAUUAAAAUCGGACACCCUGUAUAUAAAUAUUGUCAAGUAUGGCGAAUCACGAUCGGAGAGAGAAUUCGAACGAUUAUUAUUUUUCCCCGUCUCGAGCGUCAAAAUAACGCCGUGAAAGAUAUCGGAAAAAUUCUUCGAGACCAGAAAAUUUGAAAAGAAAGUGAAUGCGUUUCUUUUUCGCAAACGUUCGUCAUAUAUCGGGCGGCACAAUUAUAUAACCUAAAAACAAUGGACAAGAACAGGCAACAACUUUGGAAGGAAAAGGGUGUUAUAGAUCCCAAGCAAAGGCUCAAAAAUCUUUCGGAAAAUGCUUCGAAGGUGGACAUUGAUCCCAAUAUUCCACCUGGAAGAUAUUAUCGCACUGGAGUGGAAAUGGUCAGAUUAGCAGACAUGAAUAUGCAAGAUAGCAACUACGAGAAUGCCUUCAUUCUAUACAUGAAGCUUUUUGUAGACAAAAUAGGGAACCAUCCACAAUAUGGCAGUAUACCAGCCAGGGAUAAGAUGAUGAAUAAGCAUGCUUUAAGAGUUGUUAUUCCUAAAGCUGAAGAAUUGAAAAAACAAUUGCUGGAACAAUAUCAGGCAGAGUUGGACAAGUAUUUGGAAGAUUUGAAAGAGAGGGAAAAAAUCGAAAAGGAACGUUUGAGGCAAGAAGAGCUUCAAAGGCAAAAGGAAGAAGAAGAAAAAAAACAAAUUGGCUGCUUUGGCUGCUGUUCAAGCAGCAAAACUGCAAACAGUAUAAAUAUGGUAAUACCAGAGGAGGUGAAAGAGUUGCCAUCUAUAACACCCAAGAAUGGAAGUCCUAUGAGAAAUGAUAAAGGACUCAAGGACAUAAAAAGACCGACGAUCGAUCGUUCUACAAAACCAUCCUUAUUGACGAGUGACGGAUUAUCUUUGCGCGAUGUUAUCCUGCCAACUAAAUUAAUGCACGACUUUCUAAAGCUCGCCUUCACCAACACAAUGAGCAACAAAGAGACGUGCGGUAUUCUGGCUGGCAGAUUGGAACGAAAUAAAUUGCUGGUGACACAUCUAUUGAUUCCAGAACAAACUGGUACUCCCGACUCCUGCACAACACACAACGAAGAAGAUAUCUUUGAUUAUCAGGAUCAGCACAACCUUAUUACUCGGUGGAUCCAUACACAUCCUACGCAAACUGCAUUCUUAUCAAGCGUGGACCUGCAC